CUACUCACGCAGGGGGGCACUACUUUUCAAAGAGGGACCAAGCAUCUGGAAGGCAAGCCACUUCACGAAGCCACCUAUUCACCCAAAAACCUUGGAUCAUCUUAAGAAAACAGGCUCACCAUGGACAACCAUUCGUACAACUUCCCUUCUGACUGCACCCCACUCACUAACUGCAAGUCUGCCCGUAAACCAGCUGGAUCCACUGUGGUGAACAUGGGCAACGCUGGCAAGAAUCCUCCCCGGGACUAUCUAAUCUGGUCACUGUGCAACACCUUGUAUGUUAACUUCUGCUGCCUGGGGUUCAUGGCGCUCAUCUACUCCAUCAAGGCCAGGGAUCAGAAGACUCAGGGCAACCUGCAGCUGGCCCAGGAGUGCUCAGACAAGGCCAAGUGGUACAACAUCCUGGCAGCCGGCUGGAACCUGCUGAUUCCGCUCCUGGCCGUCGUCCUGCUCGUCCUACUGCUCGUCCACCUGGGCUCCUCUCAAGGCUCCUUUGACUUUUUUGGAGAAGAUGGCUUCCAAAACUUCAUGAACCUGUUCAGCUGGUAGAUAAGAAGCAAAAGGGGGGUAAAUGAACAAGAACAGGCGUCAAAUUCAACCCAUUCACACUAACUGUCAGGAGAGGCCAUUUGAUUUGAUUUGAAGUUGAUUUGUUACCAGACUGUCCAUGAAGAUAAAAAGAGGAGAUUGAACCAGUUACACCUAAAAGCAAUUAAUAACAUAUGCGAUUUCUGAACAAGUGACCUAAAACCAAUGAUACAUGCUUCUCUUGUUCUUUUGUUCUGUAAAAGCAAUAUAUCACUACUUUGGGUCAGAGGUCAGCAUUGGUGGAAAAUGUACAGUACAGAUGUGACCAAACACUGAGUAUCAGCCCAAAAUAGAACAUCUGGGCCGACAUGAAGAGGAGACUAGUAGGAGCUGAAACCAGUUUGAGCAAGCAGCCACCCUGUGUCUCUUUUUGUUAUUUAUUGUAUUUAUGUCGAGUGGAAAUUUGAAUGACAUUAUCUUUAGUCAGGGUAGAAAGACAAGCGAGAACAGGCGACUGUGGAGCCAAAAUCUGAAAGAGAGCCUGAAAUGACGACAAGCCACUUCACGAAGGACAAUCAACACUCACCUCCCUCUGACUAUCAUUCAUUUACAUCUUUCAACAUUUGUUGAAUUUUAUUACUGUUACAGAAUACAUCUAUUUUUGUCCCUGUUUGUGUAUUUGUAUUACUAUAUUGUUGUUUUACAUUAUCUUAUUCUCAAAUUGUAGUAUGUGAAUUAAAUAAACCAGAUACUGUUAACUCAG
Messenger RNA from Mugil cephalus (flathead mullet), 1291 nucleotides. Its product is annotated as interferon-induced transmembrane protein 5-like. Gene Ontology annotation, cellular component: plasma membrane. The coding region runs from base 121 to 549 and encodes 142 amino acids. The transcript has 2 exons. The record is from RefSeq and is a predicted model, not a curated record. Lineage: Eukaryota; Metazoa; Chordata; Actinopteri; Mugiliformes; Mugilidae.